This is a messenger RNA of Misgurnus anguillicaudatus (oriental weatherfish), 4232 nucleotides long. The record is from RefSeq and is a predicted model, not a curated record. Lineage: Eukaryota; Metazoa; Chordata; Actinopteri; Cypriniformes; Cobitidae.
CGUUCUAAGAGUGCAUCUGUGUACCAGAGUUGUUUUCUGUUUUUCGAUAGUGUUGUUGAUACUCUUACAGACAAAAUUAUGAUGAUUACUGCUUUUAUCUUACUGAAUGUAGUAUCAGCAAUAACCUGCUUGCCCUGAACCAUGCGUCUUAUUUGAUAACUUUCAGUUUCCAUGUUGCCAGAUAUUAGUACGAAAAACAAGCAAAAAUAAUUGGCCUUAAAAACAAAGUUCGUCCCUACCUUGUAUUUCAGAAAUAAAUCAGAGAAAUUUCUAAUACUAACCUUCACCUAACAAUCACUUUAUAGAUAGUGUCAAAGUGUCACAUUAAUUGCUAAACACUACGUCUAAAGAGGAUUUUUAACGAUGGGGUCUGGCAACACUGCAAAUUCUGUACCCGUGCCGUCGCAGCUUAAGCCAGUCUUCGUCAUCAUUUUACACUAAACUAUACAGUAAACUGUCCAAACUAAAUUAUUUAUGCGGAUUCGUUUUGGAAAACUAAUUAGUCAUUCAGAGAACUUUACAUUUUAUUUUUUAAUAUGAAAAAAAUUACCGAGGUCCGGACCUCUGUGACCUCAUAGCUGGCUACGGCCAUGGUGAAAGCUGAGUCACACCCAACAGAUAAACCUGUUUUGCACAUGACUCUUAACACAAAACCAGAAAACUACUUUUCAAGCGACUGUCUCUCUCUGUCUGUAUGUAUGUUAGUGAAAUAUGGCAGAAGCUCAUGUUUUUAAGGACAAGUUCAGCUGUUCAGUGUGUUUGGAUCUCCUGAAGGAUCCAGUGACCAUUCCCUGUGGACACAGUUACUGUAUGAUCUGUAUUACAAACUACUGGGAUCAGAACGAUCAGAUGAGAAUCUACAGCUGCCCUCAAUGCAGACAAACCUUCACACCAAGACCUGUUUUAUUUAAAAAUGUGACGAUUGCUGAAAUGGUGGAGGAUCUGAAGAAGACAAAACUUCAGACUGCUGUUCCUGCUGACUCUUAUGCUGAAGCUGGAGAUGUGGAGUGUGACGCCUGUACUGAGAGAAAAUACAAAGCUGUCAAGUCCUGUCUGGAGUGUCUGAAGUCUUACUGUCAAAAUCAUCUUAAACAACAUGAACAUCUCUUCAAUGACAGGAAACAUCAUUUGAUGAAUCCCACCAGACAACUUCAUGAGAUGAUCUGCUCAAAACAUAAUAAACAACUAGAAAUCUACUGUCGCACCGACCAACACUGCAUUUGUUAUCUGUGUACGAUGGACGAACAUAAAAACCAUGAUACUGUGACAGCUGUAGCAGAAAGAACUGAGAAACAGAGAGUUUUGGGAGAGCGACAGAGAAAAUUACAUCAGAUAAUUGAGGAGAGAGAGAAGGAGCUUCAGGAGCUGAGAGAGGCUGUGGACUCUUAUGCGCGCUCUGCACAGACAGCAGUGGAGGACAGUGAGAGGAUCUUUACUGAACUGAUCCGAUCCAUUGAGAAAAGACGAUCUGAGGUGACACAACUGAUCAGAGAUCAGGAAAAGACUGCAGUGAGUCGAGCUGAAGGAGUCAUGAAGCGUCUGGAGGAGGAGAUUGAUGAUCUGAAGAGGAGAGACGCUGAACUGAAGCAGUUUUCACAUACAGACAAUCACAUCCAUUUCCUACAGAGUUUUCAGUCUCUGUCUGCAGCUCUUGAGUCUUCAGUCUCACACAGAUUUACUCUCAGCUCUCUUCUCUCUUUUGAUGAUGUGAGAAAAUCUCUCUCUCAACUGAAAGACAAACUGGAGGAUUUCUGUAGAGAGGAGAUAUCUGGUGAAGACUCAUAUAUCUCAGUUAUUUCUGAUGAAUUGAAGACCAGAGAGGAUUUCUUACAAAAUUUCAAGCAGUUCACACUGGAUUCAAACACAGUGCAUAAAUUCAUUCAGCUGUCUGAUGGGAACAGAAUGGCUACUAACACUGACACAGUCCAUCAGUAUCCUGAUCAUCCAGACAGAUUUGAUCAGCGGUGUCAGGUGUUGUGUAAAGAGAGUUUUUGUGGACGCUGUUACUGGGAGGUUGAGUGGAGUGGUCAGGUGUUUAUAUCAGUGUCAUAUAAGAGCAUUAGCAGGAAGGGAAGGGGUCAUGAGUGUGUGUUUGGAUUUAAUGAUCAGUCCUGGAGUUUGAUUUGCAAAGACUCCACCUGCUCAUUCAGGCACAAUAAAAAACGCACUGAUCUCCCUGUAGUGUUGAGCUCCUGUAGAAUAGGAGUGUAUGUGGAUCACAGUAAAGGAUCUCUGUCCUUCUACAGUUUCACUGAUACAAUGAACCUCAUACACAGAGUCAACACCACAUUCACUAAACCACUUUAUCCUGGGUUUUGGAUCAUGUCAGGUUCAGUGAAGUUAUGUAAUCCAGCAGUGUAGAUGAGAUGAAGAUUCUCAGUAAUGCUGGAAACUUUAACUAAAGUAAAGAAAGAAAAACAAUUCCCUGCCAGUGACGCUUUCCUGAAGAGUAAAUCUAUUAUCCAAUAGAUUUCACUCUUACCCAAUUGUUUUGAUAAUCCGUGUAUGUUUUGAUCAUCAUUCUGAAUCUGAUCUCUAACAAAAUUCCUUUACAAAAAUGCAAUUAUUUCAGCUUUUUGUCAAAAAUUUUGUAUUUUUGAAGACACCCAUAUUUAAAGGGGGGGGGGGGGUUUCAAUGGUAUUUCAAGCAUUCUGACUUAUUAACACAGUUAUAGAGUUGUUUCCUCAUGCUAAACGUAGGCAAAGUGUCAAAACAGCAGUUGGACAUGUUACAGAGUAUUUCUGUGCCGAAUGCACUUCGCCAGCGCUCAUACAAGUUUCGGCAAGUUUUUUUCGAUUACAGUUCUAACUGACGUUUCAGGGGUUUUCGAUACGUAUCACUUCUUCAUAUGGGCUUCCCCUGGAAAACUUCCCCCGGAAAACCCCGCCCACCCGUCAAUCAGCGGGAGAGGCUAGAGCUGCUAACAGCUUAUCACGCCACUCAGCUUUGUAUUAUUUCAAAACUCAACAAUGGCACAAAAGAAGAAGUGUGUUUUUGGAUGUAAGGAAGACAUCCAGCCUUAUGGAAACAAUGGACAUAGUUUAUUAUCCGGAUUAGCAGCGGAGUUUUGCGUGUGUUUGAUGCGGUGGAUUUUCCCAACCGGGUCAUGGCGAGUUACACGCGGUAAGUAAGACUUCUGUCUUAUGUUGGAAAUAGUCGCGUGCAUAUUAUAUAAAUGACACGAACAUGUAGUUGAAUCAUAAGUUAAAACAGUGUUGUAUAGUGUUGCAUGACUCGUACUCGCUCCUCCUGUGGUAUAACUCCUCCUUCUUUAUUUUUUCGUACGUUAUCGGAAAGAUUCGGUAAAGCUAAUCUUUCUUUUAUAAAUCUGAUUAAACUAAAGACUCUUCAGAGAUAUAAGGGAUGUAAUACUACUCUACUCCAGAUUAACAUCAGAAAUGCAGAAACAGCGUGUGUUACGUGAGCUUUAAGAGGUUAUAAAAGAGAACAAACGGAGAUAGGAUAAACGUGUUUUUUUUUCAGUUUUGUUUGUUUAUUUGUUUGUUUGAAAGCAGAUUUUCUGUUCUUUCAUUUGAUAUAUUUGUAUGUUUAUAUAUUUUUAGAAGACAAUUUUUGUUGAAGGCAUUUUGUGAAAUUUUUGUGAAAAUCAGCCUAAAAAUAAUGCUGGUGGGGAAAGAUUAUUUUAAUAAUGAAUAAUGUUCAAUUCAGGGUUGUGGGGUGAUUGGGACAAGAUUAUUGGAAAAAAAAUAAAAUCUGAAAAUGAAAAAAGGCUGGCGGGGAAUGAGAUUAUUUUAAUAAUGAAUAAUGUUCAAUUCAGGGUUGUGGGCUCGUAGUAGGGUGGCCCUGAAGUGCAAAUCACAACAACAAAUUACUAAACAACAACAACAAAUUAAGAAACUACACAACAAAUAAAAAACACUGCAACAAAUUAAAAAACAACAACAAAUUAAAAAAAACACUACAGCAAAUUAAAAAACACUACAGCAAAUUAGAAAACACUACAACAAAAAAAAAAACAAAUACAAAAUAAAAAACACAACAGCAGGUUAAAAAACACUACAGCAAAUUAAAAAACACAACUACAAAUUAAAAAACACUACAACAAAUUAAAAAACACUACAACAAAUUAAAAAACACUACAACAAAUUAAAAAAACAGUACAACAAAUUAAAAAACACAACUACAAAUUAAAAAACACUACAACAAAAUAAAAAACAAUAACAAAUUAAAAAACACAAUAGCAAGUUAAAAAACACUACAACAAAUUAAA